Molecule: messenger RNA, 1209 nt
Organism: Suhomyces tanzawaensis NRRL Y-17324
Lineage: Eukaryota; Fungi; Ascomycota; Pichiomycetes; Serinales; Debaryomycetaceae
Gene: NRM1
Product: Nrm1p
Exons: 1
Coding region: 1-1209 (402 amino acids)
Source: RefSeq, a predicted model, not a curated record
AUGUCAGUAUCCAACAGAGUGGCCUUGGCUCCCAUCAAAGACUCGUGCUUGAACAAACCAGGGUCACGCGACGGAACCCCCAUGAGGAAACCAAAGAGAGUCUCUCCUCUCGCGUCCUCCCAUGGCGUCAACUCGUUUGCAAACUCUCCCACCACCACCUCCAGUAUCAUUUCUGCCAGAACGCCUGGCUACUUGGUGGGAACUGCUGGCGUUUCUACCAGCUUCAAUGGUGCCAGUGGAGCUCGUCAUACUCCCAUCAAGUCGCUCAGCUUUUCUGAGUCACGGUCGUCGUCAUUGUCGCCAACAAUUAGGGGGGCUAAAAACGACACUGCUGGGUUGGCAGCCACCAAGCUCAAGCUCAAGUUGCAGUUGGCGUUGUACAAGCUUCAGCAACAGAGUGGCGGUAUUAGUGGCAACAAUAACAAUAACAGCCAGGGCGUCUCUUCUUCCGCACAUCCCCCCAAAACGUCCCCCACCACCACUGCCACCACGUCCCCCAUCGCGUCCCUCAACAUCUCGUCCCUGAAACGCCCUGCAUCGUCUCCGUACCUCCCCACACCCCCACGGUCGCGUCCCUACUCGUCGUCCGUCAACAUCAACCUCAAAACAAAAGCAAAACUCCUCUCCAAAACAAGAACGUUCCCGUCCCUCUCCAACAUAGCCACCAGCGACCACGCUGCCAAGGUGCAGAAGCUCCGGCUCUUCAAGAUCAAGCGCAAGUCCAUCUUCUACUCAGCGGCCCCGGCCAACAAGCCGUUGCCGUUGUCGAUCAACCACGUCAACCUCCCCAAGCCCAUGUUGACUUCGUUGGCCAACUCGAUCCGCCAGGCAGAAAUCCCCGCCAAAAUAGACCCUGACGAGCUUCCACGCCUCUCGCGAGCAGACUCUGACUCCCUCGCCAAAACUAACCUCCCUUCCAUCAACAAGAUCCUCAAAACCCCCAUAAAAAACGCAAGCUCGACCAGGCACCUCAUCUCCAGCCUCAACGUAUCGUCGGCUGUGGUAGCCACCGAUGACACCACCAUCGACGAGGAUAAUGAUGCUACGAUUUGUAACACCACCAUAAAAGAAAAAGAAAGAAAGGGAAGCUGCAUUCUCACCUCGUCUCCCAUCGCCAGCUUCGGCACCCCCAACAGCUUCAGCGUGGCCAAGUCCUUGCUCCAGUUGGGGGGCUAUUACGAGAGCAACGACCCUGCGUGCGAUCGGUGA